Molecule: messenger RNA, 294 nt
Organism: Thlaspi arvense
Lineage: Eukaryota; Viridiplantae; Streptophyta; Magnoliopsida; Brassicales; Brassicaceae
Source: the annotation of a GenBank genome assembly
AUGUACAUUAAUCCAUACUCUGUGAACAUCCUAAUGGCUGGCUACGACAAAGAAGCGGGCGCAUCUCUAUACUACAUUGACUACAUCGCAACUCUUCACAAGGUAGAAAAGGGAGCUUUCGGUUACGGCUCGUACUUCUCUCUCGCAACAAUGGACAUACAUUACCGCAAUGUGUCCGUUGAAGAAGCCAUUGAAUUGGUAGACAAAUGCAUACUUGAGAUCAGGUCGAGACUUGUCGUUGCACCACCAACGGAGCUCGCGAGUACGCUUGGCGUAUGUCUGUAUAAGACGUGA